UCCAAGUGUUAAUUCAUGAUUAUUAUGCAGUAAUAUUGCUUAAUUUAUUAUCAAGUUAAGAAAUAUUAAAUGUACGUAAUAAGACAACAUGUUAUAUUUCAUAUUACGUUCGGUAGAAUUCUUAGUUAUUUACUACCCACAAAUUUAUAAAAGUGUUGCUAUGGUUAGUUAUGUAACAUAAACCUUAUUUAAAGUUUUUAGGAUUUUUUUUCAAACUGUUAUUUAAUCAGGGUGAUCAAACUAAUUAAAGCAGGUUAGUUGUUGUAUUAGUUAAUAAUAGAACUCGAUUUUGGCUGUCGAUCAAAUGUUUUAUCAAUUCAAGUCGUAUUUCGUGUUAUUUAGAUUUACAAUUCCUUUGUUUUUCAAAUUAAUCUUUAUUGUUAUUAAAAUCAUUUACAUGUAAUGUUUAAUAUUUAAUUAGGUUCAUUACUUGUUUGUUUGAACAUGAUUCAUCAACAUGUCUACACACCAUCCAUUACUGCUUUAACAAAAUAUUUUAAAUGCAAUACUAACAGUCUUUUUGCAUUUCUGUUAUGUAAUGUUAUAUUAAUAAUAAUUUAUAAUAUACAUAAAUAUCGAUGUUUUUGUCAAACAUUGUUGUUCGUUGGCACAAAUUGGACCAAAAUUAACGAAUUUUUAACAUGUGCUGGUUUUUGAUUCAAUUAAGCAAUUGAUUUCAGCAAAGACGUUAAGACUAAGCAAAUUUGAAACGAAGCAAAACUUGCAAACUAAGAUUUUACCACUGAAGUAGAAUCCCCUUGAAAGUCUAUAUGUAUUUGUAUAAUCUUACAUUACAUCUUGACCUUACCCUUCCUUGUAUAAAAAUUCCGGUUUUUCCCAUAUAACAAAUUGGACAAUCGUGUUGAUUCAUUUCUCUUAUCAUAUUUCCUCUGAACACUUCCGGCCCUGUAUUUCUGCUUUUGAUAGUAACACCCACACUUUAAUUGCAAAAAGUAAUGAGUAAUAAAAUAAUAUUAUAUGUACUUAGAUUUACUUAAUGUUUGCAAAACUUUUUAUUUCGUUGUAAUUUAUAGUUUCAGAAUUUUACUUUGAAUAUACAAUACAACCGGUGAUAACGGUUGGUUGCGUUUACUCAUACGUGUUGUAAGAUAAUUAUUAUCUAUAGGUGUGCGUAUAGUUGUUGUCAGUUGUCACAUUGCCAAACUGUAGUGGCGCCCGCGCCUGUCUUCAGUCUAUAACGUUCCUUAGCGGGAAGUGUAUGGCGCGCGAUGUGUUUACAUUUUCGCCUUCUGUGCGAGGCGCUCUGGUGGCCGGUGCUGUUGAGAUGUGCCCGUCCUACGCACACCUAUGAUGACGACUAUGAUCAGCAACUCAAAGAUGAACUUGGUGAAGUGGUGGCCGAGCUGGAGGCCCUUGACGGGCAGGAGGAGUGCAAGCAGAACAGUAAAGCCAAACAGAUGAGCAUAGGCAGAAAGAAAUUUAAUAUGGAUCCAAAGAAAGGUAUAGAGUAUUUGUACGAGAACGGAUUACUACAAAGGACACCAGAGGACGUGGCACAAUUUCUACAUAAAGGUGAAGGCCUGAGUAAAACCGCAAUAGGCGAUUACCUAGGCGAGCGAUCCGACUUCAAUGAGGCAGUACUGAGAGCAUUCGUCGAGUUACACGACUUCACAGACUUGAUACUUGUUCAAGCGUUAAGGCAAUUCCUAUGGAGUUUUCGUCUUCCUGGCGAAGCGCAGAAGAUUGAUCGUAUGAUGGAGAGUUUUGCACAGCGGUAUUGUCAGCUCAACCCCGAUAUAUUCACGAACGCGGAUACAUGUUAUGUACUCAGCUUUGCGAUUAUUAUGUUGAAUACGUCCCUACAUAACCCGAGCGUGAAAGACAAGCCUUCGCCUGAACAAUUUGUUGCCAUGAAUCGAGGGAUCAAUAAUGGGGGUGAUUUACCUCAGGAGUUGCUCUUGUCCUUAUACGAGUCGAUAAAGACGGAGCCAUUCAAGAUUCCAGAGGACGACGGCAAUGAUCUUAUGCAUACCUUCUUCAAUCCGGACAAGGAGGGGUGGCUUUGGAAGCAAGGUGGCAGGUAUAAAUCGUGGAAAAGACGAUGGUUCAUUCUGAACGACAACUGCUUAUAUUACUUCGAGUAUACGACGGAUAAGGAGCCUAGAGGAAUCAUCCCAUUAGAAAAUAUAUCCGUCCGUCCAGCAAGUGAUCGUCAACGGCCGCAUUGUUUAGAGUUGUACGCGAGCGGCGGCGCGGACCUGAUUAAGGCGUGCAAGACUGAUUCUGAGGGAAAGGUCGUAGAGGGAAAACAUACAGUAUAUAGAAUGUCAGCCUCAACGGUGGAGGAAAGAGACGAAUGGAUAGAAUGUUUACGACGAUCAAUUAGCCACAACCCAUUCUACGAUAUGUUGGCGCAGAGGAAGAAGAAAGCGCAACACAGUGUGCACUCAGCACAUUAGCAUCGAAUGUGUAUGUAAAGGACUCCAAAUAUAUCUGGUUUAUUUAAUUGUACCAAACUAGAACUCAUCAGAGAGUGAAAUUUUGUUUAAAUGUUAUUAAUUUAGUAAAGCAACGCGAAUAAUAGAAGAGCGUUCGAAGUUUUGUUUGAAUAUUUUCUUCGGACGAACGAAGUUUUAGCUCAAAAUGUCACAAUUAUCUGAAACAAUGUCUUUCAUGAGAGUGCGAUGUGUGAUGUCUGGUAUAGAGGGCGUUAAAUUAAAUAUUGGUAUUAGAUUUUUAUUGAAUAUAGAUCGUGCCAUCCAAAAAGACUAAAAAACAGUUAAAAUUAAGUCUGAGUUGGAAAUAUUCUCAAUCCGCAAUGCGCGGAUCCUUUAUCUUGUAUUAGUAGUAAGGGGGCGUCCAUAAAUUACGUGAUGUG
Molecule: messenger RNA, 2839 nt
Organism: Pieris napi
Lineage: Eukaryota; Metazoa; Arthropoda; Insecta; Lepidoptera; Pieridae
Gene: step
Product: cytohesin-1
Exons: 8
Coding region: 1230-2420 (396 amino acids)
Biological process (GO): regulation of ARF protein signal transduction
Molecular function (GO): guanyl-nucleotide exchange factor activity
Source: RefSeq, a predicted model, not a curated record